AUGGCCAACAGAUUCACGGCCGUUUGGGCCGACAAUUUUGCACAGGAAAUCGCCGCCGUCGAUCGCUUUCUCACCCACUUCCCCAUCGUCUCCUUCGACGCGGAGUUUCCCGGAUUUCUCCGCAACACGCCCAGAAGUGCUUCCGACGCUCUCCGCUACCAAGAUCUCCGCUUUAACGUCGAUUCCCUCAAACUCAUCCAAUUGGGUAUCACCCUCUUCGACGAUCUCGGCAACAUCGGGGGCACCUGGGAGUUCAAUUUCCGGGGUUUUGACGAGGAAACCGACCCGCACGUCGCCGAUUCCAUCACCCUUCUCAAAGCCAACGGCUUGGAUCUCGAGAAAUUCCGGAAAUUCGGAAUCGACCCGGAGGUUUUCGAGGAGGGUUUUGCCGAGGUUUUGCGGAUGCACAGAGGGCGCCUCUUAUGGGUGAGCUUCCACGGCCUCUAUGACUCGGCCUAUGUGAUGAAGUUCAUGACCCGGAAGGCCAUGCCGAGCUCACCUACCGAGUUCGCCGCGAUGGCGGGAAAUCUAUUUGAGAGGGUGUGUGACCUGAAAUUUAUGGCCAAAUUUUACCAGGGCCUGCUUGGGGGCGAAAUUGGGCUCGAGAGGAUGGCGAAAAUCCUCCGAGUGCAGCGUUACGGCGAUGCCCACCAAGCGGGUUCCGAUAGUUUGUUAACGGCUGAUGCAUUUGUGAGGAUGAGGGCUCAAUUUGUGUUGAAGCCAGGGAUGUAUGAGGGGUUUCUAUAUGGGUUAAGUCCAAAGAUUUGUGCUUCUUCUGUACACAGGGUUAGAGCUCCUCCUGGUCAGGUUAUCCUUGUCCCUGUUGUACCCACUAGACCUGUCAUUCUCGUCCGCCACUCCUCCUCCUCCCGUGAUCAGUCCUUCCAGAGCCAUCACCAGGCUUCGCCUAUGCUCUAUCCUUAUCCUUCUCCAGCUCCGAUGCUUAUGCAUAGGCCGAUGUGCAUUCCUUUUCAUGCCUUGCCUCAAGCCCCUCCCCACUAUCAGAUUCAAAUGUGA
Malus domestica (apple) is the source of this 1017-nucleotide messenger RNA. The record is from RefSeq and is a predicted model, not a curated record. Lineage: Eukaryota; Viridiplantae; Streptophyta; Magnoliopsida; Rosales; Rosaceae.